GGGCGACUCACGUUUUCGUACCUAUGACAGCAGGUAUGACUGAGAUGACAUUGUCUGUUACACACGUGACAAGAGUUUUCCACUUCGAAGACUGUCUGAAAUCAUGUAAACUUUUUGAACGGCACCAAUAGUACGUCGUCAAUCGAAGUGAAUGAAAAUGAGCGACAACAGAGAAUGUAAACGAGACCAUAAUCAGAACUCAGGUGAUGAGAACAAGAAGAUGGGCGAACCAGAACGACGAAUAAAACCAAAUGUUCAGCGAUUGAGUGGUCGCGAACUUUUGAACAUGAAGAAGAUGGAUUCACGUUUACCAACACGAGGAGUAAAAGAUUUUGCGCCUGACAACUCACCAUGGCAACAACAACGUUUAGAUUCGGCAUAUGCUGAACAGAAAAAUCUACUGUCUGAAGAACGAGUUACAAGGCAUGGAAGUCUUGCUCAAGCCACAUGGAAUGGUGGUCUAGGACUAGCUGAGCUUACCCUGGAGAAGGGUAAAUUUUGGAAUACUAUGGGACAUCACAUCAAUGACAAGAAGUGGCUGCUUCCUGAGGAAGCAUUGUUUCUUAUGAACGGGGGUUCCUUAGAGUUGUACUGCAAUGGGGUUCCUCUAUCCAUACAAGAAGCUUACUCCAUAUUGAUUCCUGAGUACGUACCAAUAGAAUAUUACCAGGUUUACAGUCAUUUACAGCGACUUGGAUACAUAGUAAUACGACAUCAAGGGACCCAGUUCACCAGUUAUGAAAUUCAAAUCAGAUUAGAUCAAUACCAGGUGCGAAAUAAGCAGAUACAGAAGAAGAUAGAAUUCUGGCAGCAAGCUUCUGAAUAUAAUAAACCUGUUGCCUCAGAAUGUAGAAAAUCAAAGUCAUCUCUCGGUCACAAAACGAGUUCCUACUCACCAGUUAGCUUCCCAAGUUUCGCGUCUCCUGUAGUCCGUGAAGAGAUCCUUUCAUCAGUUUCUGAAUGUUCCGAUGGAUCACAUGAUAUUGUGCAAAAAAAACAUGAAGAGAUCCGCCAUUCUGAAAUCAACUUGUUGUCUUAUAAACAAAACCAGGAACGAAUGGCGGCCAUGAAGGCUAAAUUUGGUAAUAAAAAACAUCGCAAACCGAAGCAGCACAGUAGCGAACAUAAUUCAAGUUAUCGAGUUGAAGCUCGUCACUCUGCUAAGUUAAAUAUGCCUUCACAUAGUUCCAUGGUUAAAGAGUCUGAAUCGACCGAAUCCACUGAUAAUUCUUUUGAUAAUGUCAUGGAUGAGAUAAAUAUUGAUAAUGUACUGGAAGUAUUUUGUGAUUUAGCUAAUGAACAAGUGACACACGGUGGUAAGCGUUUGAUUAGCAACCAGGCGGCGGAAUAUAUGGGAAAUACGGCCGUUUGUAGUAAUAUCCAAUUCCCGAAUAUUGCGGAUAACUGUCCAAUGAAUGAGUUCCUGAUUGUGAAACCUGGCCUUUUACCACAGAGUAUAGAAGCUGCUAGUAAGGAGAAACAUCGUCCAAAUGUCGCACAAUUUGUCAAACUACAACACCUCAUCCAGAUGACUGCUGAGGCAUCAAGAAUUACUGAUUCGAUGAUGAAUACAUCGCAUCAACACUGCGAUACCCUGAAUAGCAUCCUGCAACAAGAGAUUGGGGAUUGUCUCAGGAAAGCAUCAAACUGGUCUGAAUUUAAGGAGCUAGAACAUCAACAGAAAAAGAAACUUAAUAAAAGUAAAAGAAAAUCCCUAUGGCCUGAUGAUUCUAUUCAGCCACUGGUCAUGCCUUCAGAUGCAGUCAAUACAUCAAAUAUCCUUGACAAAUUGGGUAUUAUAAAGAAUGUGAAUGUUGAUUGUAACAGAAAAAGACCAAGAUUGGAUAAAUCUUUACCCAUACAGAUUGCAUUUGAUGUUUAUUUACCAGAUUCUGGGUACAAAAAGACGAACCCAGGAAUACCUCAUCUAAAAAUUUGUGUAGUCAGUUCUUCAGAUGCAUGGCCCACACUGAAUGUCAUCAGUAGAUUGCUACAUGAAUGUCAAGGAGUACCACUACUGUGGGCUGUAUUGGAUAACGCUGAUAUCUCUUUCCACAUAUUCCAUGAUGUUAAUUUACCAAGGUCUAUCAAUGGCAACACCUGA
Saccoglossus kowalevskii is the source of this 2104-nucleotide messenger RNA. Its product is annotated as tRNA-splicing endonuclease subunit Sen54-like. The record is from RefSeq and is a predicted model, not a curated record. Gene Ontology annotation, biological process: tRNA-type intron splice site recognition and cleavage. NCBI's taxonomy places the organism in Eukaryota, Metazoa, Hemichordata, Enteropneusta, Harrimaniidae. Gene Ontology annotation, cellular component: tRNA-intron endonuclease complex.